AUGCAGCGUCGUACAAGUCGCAGUCAAGAUCCGGGCCACGAAAUGGAUACAGAGCCCCCUGCAUCCUCUAAGCCCACUGAAACAUCGCUGCAGAACAAAGGAUCGACGCCAAUUCUCCACAAUGCGGCAGCCUCCUCCCCGGAAGCAGAUUCGACGGAAAACAACGAUGAUAAGAAAUAUCUUACAGGAUGGAAACUUCAUUCUUUGAGCGCAGCGCUCUGGAUCAGCCUCUUCUUAUCAACGCUCGAGACAACCAUCGUCAGUACAUCGUUGGUCUCCAUCACCAACGCCCUCAACGGCUUCAUCCUUCGCGAUUGGAUCGUCACAUCCUAUUUGCUGACAUACACCGGCUUUUUGGCUAUUUAUGCCAAGCUUAGCGAUGUUUUCGGGAAGAAGACGAUGCUUUUGCUUGCUCUAUUCAUUUUCACCUUGUUUUCUGGUCUUUGUGGUGCUGCAAACAAUGUCGUUGCCCUUAUCAUCCUUCGAGCCUUCCAAGGCAUCGGCGCGUCAGGCAUCUACGCCAUGAUUCUCGCAAUCGCUCCGAGCUUGGUUCCGAUCAGCAAAUACGCAAAGUACAUGGGCGUCAUGUCGACAGUUUUCAUCACCGCAAGCGUUCUGGGCCCUAUUCUUGGUGGUGUUAUCAGUCAGCACUCAACCUGGCGCUGGGUCUUUCUUCUCAAGUACGACCCUGCCUUUAUGCUCCGUCGUGACAUGCUGACACAAGAUCAUAGUCUUCCUGGAGGAGCCAUCGCCUUUGUCAUGGUUUGCUUCUUCCUGCCAGCUUCCGAAGAGUCAUCCAACCUCUCACUACUAAAAGUGUUGCGGGCAAAGUUCCGACGAUCGAACUGGGUCUGUAUCGACGUGCUUGGAAUAAUUCUUCUCCUUGCAGCCUCUGUUCUCCUUGUUUUCGCACUUGAGGAGGGAGGUACUCGAUACUCAUGGAGCAAUGCGAUUUUCAUAGCCACACUGGUGCUGGCAGUUGCACUCUUCAUCGCCUUUGGGUUUUGGGAAGUCUAUGUUGAAAAGUCGCCAAGCAAGCAAGAGCCCGUUUUCCCACCGAGUAUCUGCAAGGAUAGGAUCUCAAGCGCCAUGCUACUAACUACCUGUUUCAUUGGCUUCCCUUUCGUCUCAAUGGUAGUCAACAUUCCGCAAAGAGCGCAAGCUGUGUAUGGAAUGUCACCAUCUCGCGCUGGCAUCAUACUACUACCCAUGAUGCUGACUUCUCCUGCGGCAACUGUCCUUUCGGGCUACUUGACCGGGAACGCCAAGGUACCGCCCGCCUAUCUAAUAAUUAUCGCAGCGGUGCUACAAGUUUUAGGCGUUGGCUUGACAUGCUCACUGUCCACAGAUACAACUGACAUGCCAGAUGCUGAGUACGGCUAUGAGGUGUUGAUGGGGGUUGGGUUCGGUAUGGGCCUGGCUACCGUCUUGACCUUUGCUAGGGUGGUAGUCUCCGAAGCAAAUCUUCCUGUGAUGAUGGGUGCAUUGACGCAGAUCCGUGUUCUCGGUGGCACAGUCUCCCUUGCAAUCUGCGCUACGCUUCUGAACAAUCACUUGAAACCGAAGCUGAACGGUCUUGUCUCUUCGGAGCAGGUAGCGGCUAUCCUUGACUCCGUCUCUGCGAUAAAUGAUCUAGGCGGGUCCCAACAGCUAGCUGUCAGAAAAGCAUUUGCCGAGGGUUAUAAUCUGCAGAAUAUCUUCAUGACAGCCAUGUCUGCUGCUGGUUUGAUAACCUCUUUAUUCUUGUUGGAAAGACAUCCACGUAUAGCAAAGUAG
Fusarium subglutinans is the source of this 1776-nucleotide messenger RNA. Its product is annotated as major facilitator superfamily transporter. The transcript has 7 exons. NCBI's taxonomy places the organism in Eukaryota, Fungi, Ascomycota, Sordariomycetes, Hypocreales, Nectriaceae. Bases 1 to 1776 code for a protein of 591 amino acids. Gene Ontology annotation, biological process: transmembrane transport. The record is from RefSeq and is a predicted model, not a curated record. Gene Ontology annotation, molecular function: transmembrane transporter activity.